AUGGUCCGCGGUGCAGAAUUCGACAACGGUGUUCCCCAAAGCGACAACCCUAUCGAGAACGGUCCCAACAAGGCCCAUGGAGUUGGCAAUGAGCCUGCAGACCUGAGCCGCUCCCACAAGGCUGCCCCCAUGCCAGAGCAGACUGGUUCCGGCCGUGACGUUCACCCUGGCUUACCUACCGCUGGAUCAGAUCAUCCCCACGGCGGUGCUGCUAAGCCGAUCUCACUUGACGAAAACAACACUGCUGGCAAACAAUAG
Penicillium digitatum Pd1 is the source of this 258-nucleotide messenger RNA. RefSeq lists its product as uncharacterized. Lineage: Eukaryota; Fungi; Ascomycota; Eurotiomycetes; Eurotiales; Aspergillaceae. The record is from RefSeq and is a predicted model, not a curated record.